Messenger RNA from Symbiodinium sp. CCMP2456, 1659 nucleotides. Lineage: Eukaryota; Dinophyceae; Suessiales; Symbiodiniaceae. The record is from the annotation of a GenBank genome assembly.
AUGGCAAAGGGCGAAGAAGACCCAAACUCCUUCGGCGUCAAAGUGGCGAAGCGCGCGCCCACGGCGAAGGCCCCUCCGCCCCCGCCCAAAGCUCACAGCGGACGGGUCUGCGGCGUCGUUAUCACAACAACCGCCCAGGUGGUCUCGGCGGCUACGCACCCAAAGGACUGCCAUCUCAAGUUGUGGAAGCUGAGCACGCAUGAGGCCCUAGCAUCGAUACCACUGGCGAGCAAGAAUCGUCCUGAGAAGCCAAGCUGCUUGCUUAUCAGAUCGCUGGGCGCCUUGAUCGCAGCUUCCCUGGACGAUGGCACGCUGCCGGUAGCGGACCUGAACGGAAUGUCGGUGGUCCGCUCCUUCGACUGUGGAGUUCCUGCCACCGACAUCUCGUUCACCUCCGAUGGUCGCUGGCUUGCUGCGUCCCUGCGUGACGGCGGUCUCCGCAUUUUCGAUCUCCCGGCGGCGCGCUGCAUCGACUCCUUCGUGUUCUCUCAGCCAGCCCUCGGCCUCUGCUUCAGCCACAGCGGCGCAUUUCUGAUGACGACGCAUGCCAAGAACAAUGCCAUACAAGUGUGGGCCAACAAGUUUCUCUUCGACCCGUCCCUGGCGGCUCCACUCCUCCGACCCGAGCCUGAGGCGCCGAUCAAUAUCGAAGAGCCGGGAUGUUCGGCGGAGGAGGAGGAUGAGGUGGCUCCGGCACAAGAGGCGGAGACAAAGACCACCGAGUUGGCCUCAUCGACAGAACCUUUGGAGACUAGUCUUCUGACUCUCUCUGACGUGCCCCCGGCGAAAGUCCUUGCUACGCUUCACUUGGACUUGGUCAAGGUGUUCAUGCUCACGGGUGAUAACGCACGCACUGCGGCAGCCAUCGCCCGGCGAGUGGGUAUUCCACCGGAGAACGUCGUUGCUGGAGUCCUCCCCUCUGGGAAGGCGGAGAAAGUGCAAGAACUGCAACAAAGGCCACAGGCCUCUGCAGCACGCGCCAGCUGCUUCCGAGGGAGGGAGGUGCGGCCUGCAGAGGAGGGCCGGAGGUUUGUAGCAAUGGUCGGUGAUGGCGUCAACGAUGCCCCGGCCUUGGCCCAGGCCGAUCUCGGGAUUGCCAUUGGGGCGGGCGCGGAGAUUGCGAUGGAGGCGGCUGACAUGGUCUUAGUGAAGAGCCGCCUCUCUGACGUCGUCACGGCCUUGCACCUCUCAAGCGCCAUCUUCCGCCGCAUUCAGCUCAACUUCCUUUUCUCCUUAGGCUACAACUGCCUCGGCAUCCCUCUGGCGGCGGGCCUCUUCUUUGCCAUCACCGGCAGACCAUUGGCUCCCUUCGUGUCUGGCUUCGCCAUGGCACUCUCCUCCGUGUCUGUCGUCUCGUCGUCGCUGAUGUUGCGCCGCUAUCGCCCUCCCGCUUUCACACAGCGGCCCGGAUCUGCUAGCUUCUGCCAGCGCCUGGCCGAAAAGAUCGGGGUGCGACCUCGCACAGAGAUCAUGGACGAGCGCGAAGCCCAGCGCAGUGGCAUGCGGGCGCUGAUGUUGCAGGGUAUGAUGGAGAGCUGCGGAGCACUCACAGGAGCAAACUGCUCAUGCAAUCCUUGCGACUGCCGACGUUGCCCGCCGAAUUCUCUGUCACAGGUGAGCACCGCAGCGGACUCUCCCCACGGUAGCGAAGGCCACUGA